CUUCAUCUCUCUGAAUCUCUACUACAAUGGAGGAACGAAAAGAACCAACUCGAACAAACCCAAAUCCCGAACAACAAGCUCUAUGCGAAGAGUGUAAAUCAAUCCCUUCAAAGUAUAAAUGCCCAGGCUGUUCCAUACGCUCGUGUAGCCUCCCUUGCGUCAAAGCUCACAAACAACGCACUGGCUGUACGGGUAAAAGAAAGCCGACCAAGUUCGUUCCUAUUUCUCAAUUCGAUGAUAAUCUCCUCCUUUCGGAUUAUAAUAUGCUGGAGGAUGUGAAGAGGAUUGCUGAAUCUGCCCAGAGGAUGAGGGUUAAGGUGUGUGGGUAUUCUCAUUUUAGGCUUCCUUUUCCUCUUAAAAGCCUUCGGAAGGCCGCUGCAAGCCGGAGGACGAAGCUCCUGCUUCCUUUUCCUCUUAAAAGCCUUCGGAAGGCUGCUGCAAGCCGGAGGACGAAGCUCCUGUUUCUUUCAAGUGGAAUGUCCAAGAGGGGGGCUAAUCGAACUUGUUACGACAACAGGAAGAAAUUUAUCUCAUGGACAAUAGAGUGGCGGUUCCAUUCGACAGAUAUUGCAUUGAUUGACCAUGGAGUACAUGAAAACACAAACCUAUGCUCACUGAUUGAGAAGCAUCUAAAACCAGGCCCAUGGAAUCAUGGGUUGAGGCAAUUCUGUGAGGAGCCGCUGGAUUCUCUCAGAUUUUUCAUCCGUAAAUAUCCAAAGGGUCCUAGAUCACCAUUCCUCGAGUUGGACAUAAAGGCCCCAAUACGCGAACAGUUAGCCAAUUUAGUUAUUCUGGAGUACCCUGUUAUUCAUGUUUUCUUACCUUCACACAGCUAUGAUUUUGAAGUUGUUAAAGUUGCCAUUCCUCAAAAACCAGAGCUCAAGGAGUCUGUUACAAAUAAUUGUCCAAGGCCUAAAGGUGUGACCUUCAAGGAGGAGGAAAUAGAAGAAGGAGUCUCUUCAGACCCUAAGGUUUUUGAUCUCAUGAAGCAUAUUCAUCCGGAUGCAGUGUUCCAGACUCCCCAUCAAAAGAGGGGAACUGCAAAAAAUUCAAAUGACUCACUAAACAGGCCACUGUUGGCAAGAGUUGCUGAAGGUACCAAACCAAUCUUGGGAAAUGGUGUCUCGAUUCAAAAAGCUGUUGAUGAUCCUGCAUACUCCAGCGCCAUGAUCAAGGAAGUGGGUGUGCUUGAGGAUAUGGAUUUUGAUUUUGAGCAAGGGUUGAUAGAUGCUUAUUCAGAUAUCGUUGCACAAAUUAAUCCUGAUGACUUUCUUGAUCUGGAAGGUGUAUUUACAAGGGAUGUAGAACAGGUGGAGAGAAUGGAUCAUGCAAAUUUCAGCGGAGUCCUCCCCGUGGAGGAGGAGUUGGAGGAAGGAGAGAUACCUGGAUUUUGA
Messenger RNA from Ilex paraguariensis (yerba mate), 1394 nucleotides. Lineage: Eukaryota; Viridiplantae; Streptophyta; Magnoliopsida; Aquifoliales; Aquifoliaceae. The record is from the annotation of a GenBank genome assembly.